CUCCCCUCUUCUAACUCUCCGUUCCAUUCUCUUUCUCGCGUGUCAGAGAGAGCGGCGGUAGCCCUGUCAGCGCGCGCAGCUCUCCUGGGCGUCAGCGGGGCUUGCAGGGGGGAGGCGCCGAGGGAGGCCCCCGCCGCAGCAGCAACCGGGCCCGUCCUCGCGCUCGCUCGGUGGACGGAUCCUGCCUAGCCGGGGGAGGGGUGCCGCGUCCGAGGCGGCAAGAUGAGCAUCGAGAUCCCGCCGGGUCUGACGGAGCUGCUGCAGGGCUACACGGUGGAGGUGUUGCGGCACCGGCCGCCGGAUUUGCUGAACUUCGCCGCAGAGUACUUCAGUCGCUUGAGAGAUGCCCGGGACCAGGAGCUGCGGGAGGUGGCCAGGGGCAAAGGGGUCGUCUUCGACGGGGAGCCCAUGCAGACGGAGUCCAACGGCGAGGACGAGCGGAGGCAAGACGUCGACGAGGAGUCCGAUUCCGACUUUGAGCCUCCUGUUGCUAACAGAUUCAACAGAAGAGUAUCAGUCUGUGCAGAAGCAUUUAACCCAGAUGAAGAAGAGGAUGAAGCAGAAGCAAGGGUAGUUCAUCCCAAAACAGAUGAGCAAAGGUGCAGAUUGCAGGAUGCAUGUAAAGACAUCCUCCUUUUCAAAAACCUGGACCAGGAGCAACUGUCACAGGUUCUCGAUGCCAUGUUUGAAAGGAAAGUGCAACCUCAGGAACAUGUAAUUGACCAGGGAGACGAUGGAGACAACUUUUAUGUCAUUGAACGGGGAUUGUACGAUAUUUUUGUAUCUCGAGAUGGCCAGUCCCGUUGUGUUGGCCGCUAUGAUAACCGUGGCAGCUUUGGAGAGCUGGCCUUGAUGUACAACACUCCUAGAGCUGCGACAAUUGUUGCUACAACAGAAGGGGCCCUUUGGGGGCUGGAUCGAGUGACGUUCAGAAGAAUUAUACUGAAAAACAAUGCAAGGAAAAGGAAGACGUUUGAACUAUUUAUUGAAUCGGUACCCCUUCUUAAGUCACUGGAGCCUUCAGAGCGAAUGAAGAUUGUGGAUGUAAUAGGGGAGAAGAGUUAUCAAGAUGGGGAGCGUAUUAUUUCUCAGGGUGAUCAAGCAGACAGCUUUUACAUUGUAGAAUCUGGUGAAGUAAAAAUCUUGAUUAAAAGCAAGACUAUCACAAACAAGGAUGCAAACCAGGAGGUGGAGAUUGCUCGGUGUCAAAAGGGACAGUAUUUUGGAGAGCUUGCACUUGUUACCAACAAACCGAGAGCCGCCUCUGCGUAUGCUGUUGGGGAGGUCAAAUGUUUAGUUAUGGAUGUACAAGCAUUCGAGAGGUUACUUGGGCCCUGUAUGGACAUUAUGAAGAGGAAUAUAACACAUUAUGAAGAGCAGCUGGUGGCACUGUUUGGUUCUAGCUUGGACCUGACCGAUCCAGGCAAUUAGGCACAGAGUUACCUGGGUGCCUUCUCCGUUCAAGACACAGAAGAGCCUCCUAUUAGCAACACCACACAAAUGAAAAAUGGACACUACGGGACAGUGGCUGUUGGUGUCUUCUUGGGCAUUUUUUUUUAAGAAACCUACGUAGGUCUCAGCAUAGCCGGAUGGGUCAAGGCUCGCUCUAGGCCUCUGCUUUGCUGCUGAAAUUUCAUUAUUAGACCUAGCUUACUGCUAAAUUUCUUUAAUCCUCCUUUCACUUUGCUUGGUUCAGAAUGGCAUGUCUCUCCAACAAUUUAAGUGCCUGAUACAAAGAUGUGGAGUCCUCUCUGUUGUUCUUGCUUAAAAAAAAAAAAGGAAAUACAUGGCAAAAAAAGUUUGCAAGUGAUUGGGGGUAGGAGGUGGCUCUUACUUGCCUCGGGGACAGCCACCUCCUUACAGUCUCUUAUUUUCAGUAUUCUCUUUUCCCCCUCAGCAUACCACAAACUGUGUUUAGUGAUGAUAUCCUUGGAUUUGAAAUAGUUGUUAACUCUCUGAGAGGAUGGAAAUGUGCCAGAACUAGUGAGUUUGUGAGGUCUGGGGCUGUUGUGCCAUCUGUGGGAUUGUGGCAGGUACUGCAGCUCCUAAAUUCUGAGAACUCAAGGGCUGCUUGCCUUGUCAAUAAGGAGCAAUGAAACAAAAUACUAAGUCAUUAUAUGUAACAGCAAACAGGUUUUUUUUUUUUU
Gekko japonicus is the source of this 2147-nucleotide messenger RNA. RefSeq names its product protein kinase, cAMP-dependent, regulatory subunit type II alpha (gene PRKAR2A). Gene Ontology annotation, cellular component: cAMP-dependent protein kinase complex. NCBI's taxonomy places the organism in Eukaryota, Metazoa, Chordata, Lepidosauria, Squamata, Gekkonidae. The transcript has 11 exons. Gene Ontology annotation, molecular function: cAMP-dependent protein kinase regulator activity. Gene Ontology annotation, biological process: regulation of protein phosphorylation. The record is from RefSeq and is a predicted model, not a curated record. The coding region runs from base 223 to 1431 and encodes 402 amino acids.